AUGCCCCUGGACUACGGUUUCGUCUUCUAUCCCGAGGCCGGCGGACGCGCCGGUAGGGGCGCGCUCGUGCGCCCCUUUGAUGUCAUCCCAGUGACGAGUCACUCCAUCGGAGAAGCGGUCGCAGCCCUGAAAGUGGUGACAGGCACGCCCCGCGACGCCCCCCUUAAAAUCAUCCUGUCUACGCAGGCCCUGGCAAAAGACAUGACGGAACGCCUCCAACGAUGGGAGGACAGAGGCUGGAUUGGAAUCGCAGGGAGCCAGGUUCUGAGGGCUUUGGUGAACAAACUCCGCCAGCGAUGCGCGCCGACCAUUUUCGGUAAAGCCUCUAACAGCGCUGAGUAUACGAUACGGAACAAUGCCUGCGACCUGGCUAAAGAGCAGUUCCUAGCCCAGACAACCACCAUGAUCCGCCUGUCAAUCGACAAGGCCUUCGACCUGACAGGCGCGAAGCUGUCGACGCUUACCCAGGCAAUAGCGUACAGAGGAAUACGGGACCGACUCCGGGUGCAGGACCGCCCACGAACAGCCGGACAGGUUCAGCGGACAACUGACAACUCGAAGGGGCCCGGGCUGCGCGCCGCGACGACGGCAGAACUGUGGACGAGCAUACGACAUAAAGACUUCCAUAGGAAGAUUGUUGACUUCCUCUGGAAAGGCAUGCAUGAAGCCCACAAGAUUGGCCCCUUCUGGGCACACAUAUCGGGCUACGAAGAGAGAGCCGACUGCCCAACGUGCGGGUGCAGAGAAACUUUGAGACACAUUCUAACUGAAUGUACUGCCACGGGCCAGGCUUUGAUCUGGAAACUCACCCAAAACGCAUGGAGGAGAAGAUCCAAGACAUGGCGGACACCGUCCCUGGAGGACGCCCUGGCAGCAGGCCUAGGCCGCUACCCUCGAGGAGUAGGCGAAAAGCCGAGAGAACCCCUCGCUCGCCUAUGGAGGAUCCUGGUGUCGGAGGCAGCGUACCUCAUCUGGAAACUACGCUGUGAGCGAGUGAUCGGACAUGAGGAUGACCCAGAGUGGCAACACUCCCCUACCGCUACAAUACAGCGAUGGUACGCCUCUCUGAAUAGAAGGCUACAGCUCGACCUGGUGGCGACCAGGAGGAGCUUCGGACGGCUAACAGUCUCGAGACGACUCGUUUGGUCCACAUGGACAGCGAUAGUCGGUGACGAACUUGGCCUACCGGAAGACUGGACUUUAGUCCCGCGGGUUUUAGUGGGUAUUGACCCGGAAGUAUGUAGGAUCGAGGAAGAUCCCGGGUAACUGAGCCCCACACUGGCCGUAAGAGCCGUGCGUAAAUUAGCAUUUUUCCCUGGUAAGCAUUAGCGGGCGCAGCCCGCACGCUGGCUGGACCAAUGGGGACGACCUAUUGUCGCCUGCCAAGGUUCAUAUAAGCCAUCCAAAAAAAAAAAAAAAAA
Molecule: messenger RNA, 1421 nt
Organism: Rhodofomes roseus
Lineage: Eukaryota; Fungi; Basidiomycota; Agaricomycetes; Polyporales; Fomitopsidaceae
Exons: 1
Coding region: 1-1266 (421 amino acids)
Source: RefSeq, a predicted model, not a curated record